Messenger RNA from Closterium sp. NIES-65, 2814 nucleotides. Lineage: Eukaryota; Viridiplantae; Streptophyta; Zygnematophyceae; Desmidiales; Closteriaceae. The record is from the annotation of a GenBank genome assembly.
AUGUUCCCUUGCCUUUUCUCCUUUGCCUUUUCUCCCUUGCCUUUUCUCCCUUGCCUUUCUCCCUUGCCUUUUCUCCCUUGCCUUUUCUCCCUUGCCUUUUCUCCCUUGCCUUUUCUCCCUUGCCUUUUCUCCCUUGCCUUUUCUCCCUUGCCUUUUCUCCCUUGCCUUUUCUCCCUUGCCUUUUCUCCCUUGCCUUUUCUCCCUUGCCUUUUCUCCCUUGCCUUUUCUCCCUUGCCUUUUCUCCCUUGCCUUUUCUCCCUUGCCUUUUCUCCCUUGCCUUUUCUCCCUUGCCUUUUCUCCCUUGCCUUUUCUCCCUUGCCUUUUCUCCCUUGCCUUUUCUCCCUUGCCUUUUCUCCCUUGCCUUUUGUUCCCUUGCCUUUUCUCCCUUGCCUUUUCUCCCUUGCCUUUUCUCCCUUGCCUUUUCUCCCUUGCCUUUUCUCCCUUGCCUUUUCUCCCUUGCCUUUUGUUCCCUUGCCUUUUCUCCCUUGCCUUUUCUCCCUUGCCUUUUCUCCCUUGCCUUUUCUCCCUUGCCUUUUCUCCCUUGCCUUUUCUCCCUUGCCUUUUCUCCCUUGCCUUUUCUCCCUUGCCUUUUGUUCCCUUGCCUUUUCUCCCUUGCCUUUUCUCCCUUGCCUUUUCUCCCUUGCCUUUUCUCCCUUGCCUUUUCUCCCUUGCCUUUUCUCCCUUGCCUUUUCUCCCUUGCCUUUUGUUCCCUUGCCUUUUCUCCCUUGCCUUUUCUCCCUUACCUUUUCUCCCUUGCCUUUUCUCCCUUGCCUUUUCUCCCUUGCCUUUUCUCCCUUGCCUUUUCUCCCUUGCCUUUUCUCCCUUGCCUUUUCUCCCUUGCCUUUUCUCCCUUGCCUUUUCUCCCUUGCCUUUUCUCCCUUGCCUUUUCUCCCUUGCCUUUUCUCCCUUGCCUUUUCUCCCUUGCCUUUUCUCCCUUGCCUUUUCUCCCUUGCCUUUUCUCCCUUGCCUUUUCUCCCUUGCCUUUUCUCCCUUGCCUUUUCUCCCUUGCCUUUUCUCCCUUGCCUUUUCUCUCCUUCCUUCCUUUCAAUCAUGGUCACCACCGCCCGAUCUCUCAGGAUAGUGCAGUGGUGGUGUCUUGUGCUGGCGCCACUUGCAUGCCCCAACUCACCCGUCUCUUUCCCUCCCCAAUCAUGGUCGUACCGCCUUCUCCCCUUCUCCCCUUCUCCCCUUCUCCCCUUCUCCUCUUCUCCCUUUCUCCCGGCUCGCAUUUAUCCUCCCCACUACCUCAUCUCUCAGGAUAGUGCAGUGGUGGUGUCAGGUGCUGACGCCACUCACUCGCAUGGCUCCCACUUACCCAUCUCUCCUCCCCCUCCUCCCCCCUCCCACCCUCCCACCCUCCCAAUCGCGCCCCACCACUCUGUAACUCAGGAUAACGCAGUGGUGGUGUCAGGUGCUGGCACCACUCACUCGCAUGGCCCCCACUUACCCAUCUCUCCUCCCCCUCCUCCCCCCUCCCACCCUCCCACCCUCCCAAUCGCGCCCCACCACUCUGUAACUCAGGAUAACGCAGUGGUGGUGUCAGGUGCCGGCACCACUCACUCGCAUGGGCCCCAAUCACUGGCCCCCACUUACUCAUCUCUCCUCCUCCCCCCCCCCAACCCUCCCAAUCGCGCCCCACCACUCUCUCCAAUUUCCCCUCUACCCUUCGCCCUUUUGCCCCCUUCUCUCCCUCGCAAUCAUCCACCCCUUUCCCCCGUAACUCAGGAUAGUGCAGUGGUGGUGUCAGGUGCCGGCACCAGUGGCAGAAUAGCCUUUCAGCCAACCAACCAUCUGGCACGUGCCAACCGCCCACCCGACUUUCACCUGAAAAUUCACCUGCAGGUGGUUCUCUGUUUCAACGCGGUGCUCAGGAGAUACGGCCGGCCGCCCUGCUUCCACUUCCUCAUCGCAGGGGGGCUACCGGCCCUACUCAAGGCACAGGAGGGAGCAGAGGACAACCAAGAAGCAGCAGAGGCAGCGUUGAGGCGAGUGGAGGCGAGAGGCAACCCGUGGGGGAAGCCGUGUGGGCGAGUGCUCUAUAUCGGCAUCAGCUGUGGCCUCAGCGCUCCCUACGUGGCAGCACAAGUCAAGUAUGCCCUCUCACAGUCGCACUAUGCCGUUGCUGUCAUGGGUUUCAAUCCGCCCUCUCUCGCGCCAAACACCAAGGUGGGUGGGUGGGAGGAUGACAGGCACCUCCCUUUCCUCUCACCACCCUCCUCGCACCGUCGCACGCCCCCACUCUCCAACCAGGGUGCUGGUCUGCCCGUCAAGAGUUAUGCGCUCGCAUCGAUGCUGCUGCAGCAGACACCAUCUCUUAUUGUCUCCCCACUCCUUCCUCCUUCUUUCCACUCCCCUUCCACUCCCCAACCAGGGUGCUCUAGGCGUAACCUUUCCUUCCCGUCUGUCCUUCAAGAGCUAAGGGCUCGCAUUGAUGCUGCUGAAGCAGACAUUAGCACCACCCUUUCCUCCGACUUGCCGACUUUCCCCCCGCCCCUUCCUCCUUCUUUCCCUCGCCCUUUCAUUCCCCAACCGGGUGUUCCAGGCGUGACUUUCCCGUCCGUGCUUUCAGAACUGAGGGCUCGCAUUGAUGCUGCUCAAACAGACGCCACCACCGUUUUCUCCAAUCCUCCAUCCACUCCCUCUGCUGAUUCAAUUUUAUGCCCAUUCCCCAACCAGGGUGCUCCAGGCGCCACCUUUCCGUCCGUGCUUUCAGAAAUGAAGGCUCGCAUUGAUGCUGCUGAAGCAGAGGGGGAAGUGCCAAGACACUUUAUCCUCUCUCCUGCUGUCGGCCCGGUAUGUAUGGGGGAGGGGUAG